Molecule: messenger RNA, 4850 nt
Organism: Tribolium madens (black flour beetle)
Lineage: Eukaryota; Metazoa; Arthropoda; Insecta; Coleoptera; Tenebrionidae
Exons: 6
Coding region: 17-4561 (1514 amino acids)
Biological process (GO): negative regulation of endopeptidase activity; proteolysis
Cellular component (GO): extracellular region
Molecular function (GO): cysteine-type endopeptidase inhibitor activity; cysteine-type peptidase activity
Source: RefSeq, a predicted model, not a curated record
CAAAUCAGAAACAAACAUGGCGACGUUGCGGUAUGUGUUUGUUUGUUUCUGUUGGUGGUCUUUAGUAAAUAGUGAUGUUUUACACGAAAAUUCAUCAGAAUCUCAUUCUUCCGAAAUUUCAGCAGUGUUAAAUCACCUGAAUGCGUCCCCAUUCAAGGUGUACAAUUACAACAAAGCAACCCUACUAAGUGCGCAGACAAAGGCUGAUAUCAUUGAAUUAAUUCUCGACAUAAAUGUGGAUUGUAUCAACAAAUACCCCAAUGUACCCUGCUCCGAAAAAAUUGUCACUUGUCAUGCUUUCGUGAGGAAUACACCUGAAGAGGGCAGCAAGGUACUCACUGAUGUUAAUUGUAAACCUAAGCCCGAGAUUAUUAUUGAUGAAGUAUAUGACUCACCAAUAAAUCUAACUGAUGUCAACACAGACGAACCAAAACCUAUAAUGUUAAGCAACGAAGCUGUUUCAUCAGAAGUAGGCGAACAUUUUGUCGCUGUAAAGAAAGAUUCAGUUCCUUGUUUAGGUUGCCCCUUUGACCUCAGCACAAAUGCGGAAGGCGUGGAUGAGCUAAUUGAUGUAGCUUUAGAACACAUUGAGACGGAACGUCCCAAAAAACAAGCUCUGGUCAAAGUUCUUAGAUUACAACAACAAGUUGUAACUGGAGUUAAAUAUAUCUUAACGGCGGAAUUUGCGUCUACGAUUUGCGUAAAAGGUGUUACAGAUGAUCUAUCUCUAUGCCCGAGAGACACAGAAAUAGGGACAACUAUUUGUGAGAUUACUUAUUUACAUAAACCUUGGAUAAGUAAAGCCAAACACGUAAUUAAAAAUAAUUGCACUAUUUCUCAAGAAUACGUCAAAGCUGAUACCAGGAAGUCUGAUAUCAGUAAUGAAAUUGAUGUUACUGGUAAACGUACAAAACUAAUUGACACUCCUAAUUUUGAUAAAAUGGCAGAAAAUGGGGCUAUUGAUGAAAUGACACCGUCACGAUUAGCGGAUUUAGAAUCACAAAUAAUUGCAGAUGUGAAAUCUGAAAUUAUAGUGCCAUCCACUGUGGAAUCGCACCCCCAAGUAGAGAGCAAACUUGAGUUUGACUUAUUUCAAACGCCUGAAAGUCUGACGGUAUAUGAAGCUCCUGCAUUUACAACGAGUGUUACCAUGGAGGAACCUACACCCACUGAAGAAGAAGCAUCAAGGUUGAAACGUGAUGAAGGAAUUAAACAAGAUUCUUCAAGCGAAUCUGUGGAAAUGUCAGCAAAGCAAAGUCAAGCAACAAGCAGUUCUGAAGAAAAUUCUAGCGAAGAAGUUUUAAGACCAAGGAGAGCAAUCCGUCAAUUGGAAAAAAUUUCGCCUGAUGAGAAAGGUUUGGUGAAGAAUUUGGCAGACUUUGCCGCCAAUGCUUUAGACAACAUUGACGAUGAUAACAAUAAACGAAUAAUUUUGCAAAUUUUGGGAGCUAAAAAAAUGGUCGGGGAUGAUGGUAUUUAUUAUCAUAUUAUCAUGCGAAUGGGAAUUUCGCGGUGCUUGGAGGACAGUCCAAUCAAUCCGUACGAAAAUUGUAAAGAUAAACUUUUUGAAAAUUAUACGAAAAUCUGCAAAGUCCAGGUUUACGUGAACGAUGAUUUUGGCAGCAAAAAAGUCGUAAAGUCGCAAUGUCAAAAUAUAAAACGUGACAAAAAUGAUAAUAAUCGCACGAAUUACAGUCGUUAUAAGCGAGAUGUCUUAGUGGGAGCUCCAAAUCGUAUUGACAAAAAUAAUGAGAAAAUUCAACAAUAUGUCAAAGAAGGAAUUAAUGGUUUUAAUGCAAAUUAUAAUAAUAAUAAUAACAAAGUGAAACCAGUUGAAGUGAUUUCAGCAACAACCCAAGUUGUUGCAGGGACACUUUAUAAAAUCACGGUGAAAAUAUCCGAAUCUGAUUGUUCUAAAAACGAUAAUAAAGAUUUAGAUGAAUGUAACAUUCUUGAAGGGGCUUCACCGAAAACAUGCGAGUUGGAGGUGUGGGAUAAACCCUGGGAGAAUUUCAGACAAUUCACGAUAAAAUGUGAAGGAGACGAACAAAAAAUAAAAUUUCAAACAAACCCUAAAAAUAGAGCUAAACGACAAGCUCCCGGUGGACAAAUACCGGUGACCAAAGACAACGAAUACGUUGUUAAAUAUUUGGAAGCGGCUUUAAGCCAACUCGAUGCCAACUCUCCACAUGAAAAUAAGUUUAAAGUCCACGAGUUUCUUUCUGCAACCUCGCAAACCGUCUCGGGUCACAUUUAUCGAAUCAAAACCAAAGUGGUACUUUCUGAUUGUAAAAAAUCUGUUUCCACCGAGAGAAGUCAGUGUGGAACCCUUCAAGAUGCUAAACCCAAAACUUGCAAAUUUGAAGUUUUUGAACAAACGUGGGUACCUAACAGCCGUCGAAUUAAAACUGAUUGUGAUAAAGAGAGAACAAAAAGGCAAGACUUGGACGGUGGAAUAUACGACGUUGAUAAAGACAACGAUGAAGUUAAAAAAUUCGUCCGCGAAGGUUUACUCAAUUUGAAUACUCAUUUGACUACAAAUAAUAAAGUCAAGCCUGUAGAAGUGGUUUCUGCUACUGGUCAAGUUGUGGCAGGCAUUGUGCAUAGGAUUAAAGUGAAAAUUUCAGAGUCAGAUUGUUCGAGAAACGAUCAGAAAGAUUUUGAACAAUGCAAUGUACUCGAGGGGGCUUCACCAAAAUUGUGUGAGAUGGAAGUGUGGGAUAAACCAUGGGAAGGCUUUAGAAGGUACACUAUAAAGUGUGAAGGCGAGAAUAAACAACACCAGUUUGUCUUAAAUCCAAAUAGGCGAUCUAAGCGUCACACCCUUGGUGGUGAAUUACCAGUGACGAAAGAUGACGAAUUUGUUGUUAAAUACCUGGAGGCUGCUUUGAAUCAACUCGACGCUGAGUCUGAACACGAAAAUAAGUUUAAAGUUCACGAAUUUAUUUCUGCGACAUCCCAAACCGUUUCAGGUCACAUUUAUCGUAUUAAAGCGAAAGUGAUACUUUCCGAUUGUAAAAAAACGAUUUCGUCCGAGAGAGAUCACUGUAGUACUCUCAAGGACGCAAAACCUAAAACAUGCAAAUUUGAAGUUUUUGAACAACUUUGGGUACCUAAUAGUCGUAAAAUUAAAACCGAUUGUGACAGUAAGAGAGUAAAACGGCAGAGAAGCGAAAGUGUGUUUAACGCACACACCCGAAGGAGUAAGAGGCAGUCAAUACCGGGUGGAGCCACCGAAAUAGAUAAAAGAAGCGAUAAAGUCAAGCAAUAUGUCCAAGAGAGUUUAACUCAUUUAAACACUCAACUGACUUCCAGCAACAAGGUCAAACCUGUGGAAGUACUUUCUGCCACUAGUCAAGUCGUUGCAGGAACAAUCCAUCGAAUCAAAAUAAAAAUAUCCGAGUCUGAUUGUUCUAAAGAUGAUGAAAAAGAUUUCAACGAAUGUAAUAUCCGCGAAGGGGCGUCCCCGAAAAUAUGUGAGGUAAAAGUUUGGGAUAAACCGUGGCAGAAUUUCCGACAGUACAAUAUAACCUGCGAGGGUGAGGACCACCACUACACAUUCGAAACAAAACCAGGAAAAGCAAAACGUGAUGCCGAUUUUGACAAUUUAUUGGGUCGCGAUGAUCGAAAGUACCAUUUGUCACUCUUCACUGACUUCCUCACGAAGUACAACAAGAAGUACCACAAGAAAGAAUACAAAUAUAGAUUUAACGUCUUCGUUCAAAAUUUGAUGCAAAUCCGAGUGCUAAAUACCUUUGAACAAGGUACGGCAACGUACGGAAUUACGAAAUUUGCGGAUAUGACACAAAAGGAGUUUUCGAGGAGUUUGGGUUUGCGUAUGGAUUUGAGGAACGAGAAUGAGGCUCCGUUUGCACAAGCUAAAAUUCCGGAUGUUGAACUUCCGACAGAGUUUGAUUGGCGAAAGAAGGGAGUUGUGACGGAAGUUAAAAAUCAAGAACAAUGUGGAAGUUGCUGGGCUUUCAGCGUCACAGGGAAUUUGGAAGGGCAGUAUGCUUUGAAGCACGGGAAGUUGUUAGAGUUUUCAGAACAGGAGUUGGUGGAUUGUGAUACCGAUGACCAAGGGUGCAAUGGAGGGUUGAUGGAUACAGCUUACAGAUCGAUUGAGAAAAUCGGCGGCUUGGAAACAGAGCAGGACUACCCAUAUGACGCUGAGGAUGAAAAAUGCCAUUUCAAUCGAACCUUAGCACGAGUCCAAGUGACCAGCGCCUUAAACAUCAGCCACAACGAGACCGAUAUGGCAAAGUGGUUGGUGGCCAAUGGCCCUAUUUCCAUCGCAAUCAAUGCCAAUGCUAUGCAGUUCUACAUGGGCGGAGUCUCGCAUCCAUUCAAAUUUUUGUGUAACCCGAAAAACCUCGACCACGGUGUUUUAAUUGUGGGAUAUGGUGUGCACAAUUAUCCACUCUUCAAGAAGAGUCUUCCGUAUUGGAUCGUGAAAAACUCGUGGGGGACAGGAUGGGGUGAACAAGGUUACUAUAGAGUUUACAGGGGAGAUGGUACAUGUGGUUUGAACCAGACUCCCUCUAGUGCCAUAGUAGCUUAAAAGCUCAAACAUAUCGCAACUGAACAAAUGUGAUAUUUUUUCUAUCUCUGUACUUGCAACAACUUAAUUAUGGCGGACGUGUAAAUAAACAGCAAACACCGCCGUGAUAUUUUAUUGCGAAAAUGCUCUCUCCAGUAAUUUUUAUAGUGAUUUAUUCAAGCUUUAGUGCUUUUUAAUUAAUUCUUUUGUUAUAUAUUUUAUAUUAGACAAAUUUAUUAACACUUGUUACUAUCCAAUGGUUUUCUAGUUGUUUUAUAUCCCUAGAGUGUAAUAAACAGUUUAAAUGUGA